UGAGUCUACAAACGCGUAAUCACCAAACACCAAGACUAGAGAGUGAGCCAAAAAAAAAAUAGGUAGCCUCAUUGGCAACAUCAUAAGACUUAAUAACGAAGAGAGAGAGGGAGAGAGAGUAUAUUGAGAAAAAGCUAAGCAAUUGAGGAACUCAGAGAGAUCACCAAACCCUAGCUAAAAGAGAGAUAGAGAAGUACUAUGUUGAAGACGGUGGACAUGACGUCAUCUAGCGGGAAGAGAUCGGUAGCUAAGAAAAUGACGACACCGUGUUGCACGAAGAUGGGGAUGAAGAGAGGACCAUGGACGGUGGAAGAGGACAAGAUUCUUGUGAGCUUCAUCGAGAAAGAAGGCGAAGGAAGGUGGAGAUCGCUUCCUAAAAGAGCUGGCUUGCUCCGAUGUGGAAAAAGCUGCCGUCUACGGUGGAUGAAUUAUCUCCGGCCGUCUGUAAAACGCGGUGGUAUCGCUCCCGACGAGGAAGAUCUCAUCCUCCGCCUUCAUCGCCUCAUUGGUAACAAGUGGUCAUUGAUCGCGGGGAGGAUACCGGGAAGGACUGAUAAUGAGAUCAAGAACUACUGGAACACUCAUCUCCGUAAGAAACUCUUAAGCCAGGGCAUUGAUCCUCAAACCCACAAGCCUCUUGAUGCAAGCUACACUCGUAAACCUAUAGAAGAAGUUUCCGGUGGACAAAACCUUCUAGAGCCUAAUUCUAAUUCUCACACCGAUGAUACCACCGUUAGCAGCGGGAGUGGAGCUGGCAAGAUCAGUGUCAGCGUAUUUGGUGAUGAGGACUUUGGUUUCUGUUACGAUGACAAGUUCUCUUCGUUUCUGAACUCGGUUAUCAAUGAUGAUCCUUUUGAUAGUAAUAUUCCAAUAUUAUCCCAGCCGUUGCAGACGCAUGAUUUUAUCGGUGAGAUUGUUGGAACCUCGUCGAGCUUAGGACAUGACCAGAGACCAGAAGAUAUAUAGUUUGAUGA
This is a messenger RNA of Brassica oleracea var. oleracea, 974 nucleotides long. Its product is annotated as transcription repressor MYB5. NCBI's taxonomy places the organism in Eukaryota, Viridiplantae, Streptophyta, Magnoliopsida, Brassicales, Brassicaceae. The record is from RefSeq and is a predicted model, not a curated record. The coding region runs from base 199 to 966 and encodes 255 amino acids. The transcript is spliced from 2 exons.